AUGUCUCUUGGCUUUUCCCUGCAGGAAGCAAACCUGAAGCGGGCAAAGAGAGGGGACCUGAAGGUGAGCGUGCACCGCAUGGAGAUCGAGAGGAUCCGCUUCGUGCUCAGCAGCUACUUGAGGUGUCGGCUGGUGAAGAUAGAGAAGUUUUUCCCCCACAUCCUGGAGAAGGAGAAGUCUCGAGCUGAAGGGGAGCCCUCCAUCCUGUCACCAGAGGAGUUUGCUUUUGCUAAAGAGUACAUGGCGAACACAGAGGCUUACCUGAAAAACGUGGCCCUAAAACACAUGCCACCCAACCUGCAGAAACUGUCUCUCCUAAAAUCAGUUCCGAAGCCCAACCUGGACUCCUUUGUGUUCCUGAGGGUGCUGGAGCGGCAGGAGAACAUCCUGGUGGAGCCAGAGACGGAUGAGCAGAGGGAAUACGCCAUCGACCUGGAGGAGGGCUCCCAGCACCUGAUCCGCUACAGGACCGUGGCCCCGCUGGUGGCCUCGGGCGCCGUGCAGCUCAUCUGAGGGCAGCGG
This is a messenger RNA of Manacus vitellinus (golden-collared manakin), 522 nucleotides long. RefSeq names its product GINS complex subunit 4 (gene GINS4). Gene Ontology annotation, biological process: DNA-templated DNA replication; double-strand break repair via break-induced replication. The transcript has 5 exons. NCBI's taxonomy places the organism in Eukaryota, Metazoa, Chordata, Aves, Passeriformes, Pipridae. The record is from RefSeq and is a predicted model, not a curated record. The coding region runs from base 1 to 513 and encodes 170 amino acids. Gene Ontology annotation, cellular component: GINS complex.